This is a messenger RNA of Nematostella vectensis (starlet sea anemone), 2104 nucleotides long. RefSeq names its product xaa-Arg dipeptidase. Bases 40 to 1233 code for a protein of 397 amino acids. The record is from RefSeq and is a predicted model, not a curated record. The transcript is spliced from 3 exons. Gene Ontology annotation, molecular function: dipeptidase activity. NCBI's taxonomy places the organism in Eukaryota, Metazoa, Cnidaria, Anthozoa, Actiniaria, Edwardsiidae.
CUGACUAGUGCCAGUCGUGCGCAGCCAAUCCGAUUCAAGAUGGCGGACGCAUUGAAGAAAUCUGCACUGGAAGCAAUCGACAACAGGGCAAAAGAUCUGUUCGAUCUAAACCAGCGAAUAUGGAACAAACCGGAGCUAGGAUUUCAAGAAUUCUAUGCUCAUUCUCAACUCGUUGAGUUUUUCGAAAAUGCCGGGUUUGAAGUCGAUAAUACUCAGGGUGGACUAGAAACAGCCUUCCGUGCUUCAAUAGGAUCUUCGAAAGAAGGAAUAACUGUUGGAAUUAUGUGUGAAUAUGAUGCGUUACCUGGUAUAGGCCAUGCAUGUGGCCAUAAUCUGAUCUCAGAAGCUGGAGUAGGCUGCGCCUUAGGUCUUAAGGCUGCACUAGAAGCUAGCGCUGCCCCUAUCGGCAGGGUUGUUAUCCUUGGAACCCCUGCUGAAGAAGAUGGAGGAGGCAAGGUGAAAAUGAUUGACAAAGGAUGCUUUGAUGACAUCGACAUCUGCAUGAUGGUACACCCAAAGCCUUUAAAUUGUGUCUAUGCCACUUGCCUUGCAAGAGAGGAUGUGACAGUCACUUUUCACGGUCAUUCCUCCCAUGCGGCGGCAUUCCCAUGGGAGGGUCGUAAUGCCCUAGAUGCUGUUGUCUUGGCUUAUAAUAGUAUCAGUGCACUUAGACAGCAGAUGAAGCCAACUUGGCGUGUCCAUGGUGUUGUUACUAAUGGCGGUGCAAAGCCAAAUAUUAUACCUGAUAGUGCAUCAAUGUCAUACUACAUUAGGACUCCAUUAGAGAAUGACAUCAAAGUAUUACAUCAAAAGGUGCAUGCUUGUUUCAAAGCUGCUGCCUUAGCAACUGGUUGCACUGCUGAUAUAAAAUGGAACACGACUCCAUUCUAUUCCAAUUUGGUGACAAACAACACCCUAGCUAAACUUUACCAAACUCAUGCUGAGAGCUUUGGUCUGAAGUAUCCUCCAAAAUCAGAGCAAGUAAAAAUCCCAUUUGGGUCGACAGACAUGGGUAAUGUGUCACACAUCAAACCUGCUAUUCACCCAUACUACGACAUAGGUACAGAUGUUGCUAACCACACAGCAGAGUUUGCAGAAGCAGCAAAAACAAAGGUAGCCCAUGAAAGUACACUUAAGCAGGCAAAGAUUUUAGCAAUGGUUGCUAUUGAUGUUAUGACUAAUAAGUUGGUGUGGGAAGAAGUACAGCAGGAUUUUAGGACAGGUGAAAAAUAAAAAAACAUAAGAAAUUGGAUGCAGUCACCGCGGAAAAUGUUGCAAUAGUUUCUUUGCUAGUUUUGUGCUCCUUGUGAGUAUUUCUAAGGAUCUUUCUAUUUUUUUAAAGAAUUUGCUUUUGUUUUAGUCACUAAAUGAAGAAUAUCAUCACCAAGUUUUUAUUGGUGUCCUGAUGUCUAUGAGAAAUGAGUAUUUAUAUAGCAUGGAAUUAAUUAUUAGAUUUAAAAAAAAGAAAAUAGCAUUUAUUUGUCGAUGCAGUUUCUGUUUCUUUCCUUUCCCCAAAAAAACCUCAUCAAUUGGUAAAUUAACAACAGCUAGCUGGUAAUAAAAUAGCUUUUUAUUUUUAUCAGCGAUGAAAAUACUUUACAAUUAUUGGAUAUUAGUGAAAUUUCUGUUAUUAUAUUCAGUUAGAUGCUUCGAGAUUACUGGCAUCCUAUGACAUGAUUUCAAUAAGGAUAUUCCUUGAUUUUUUCUUUGAUAUUCAGAUUUGAAAUUGCUUUGAUGUUUUACGAAUUGACAAAUGUGAUGGGUAUCAAUAAAAACAGAUCUGCUUCAUUGAUGUCUUGUAGUGAAAUAUGUGUCCGACCAGCAGACUAAAGAAACGUUCAGAAAUCACGUGAUUUAUUUGUAUUUUUGAGUUUUGACCAAUCACAAUACUCGACCGGUUGACACGUGCAUGGUUUUCAGGAAUGGCAACAAAAAUAGCUUUUAUUUUAUUUAUAUUAUUGUGGGUUUUUUUAAUUUACAUAAAUCCAGAAUAUAAACAAAUCCAUCCUAAGUCAAGACAGCUUCAUUCUAUUGCUAGCGUUUAAAUUAAUGUAUGGCUGAUUUUAUUUUCAAUAUUCAAAAUAAACCACUAACCAAUGUCGAA